AUGGCGAGGAAUUCAAGCUUCCUAAUCCUAUUGGCCUCUUUGUAUCUCAUGGACUUCGCUAUUGCCAAAAUUCCGUGCAAGACAGAAGUUAGCUUACCUGGUAUGGCUCUCAAAGGAUUCGUCUUUAAAAAGGUCCCAGUAACAGCUCCUCAUGUGUGCGAUAUCACCUGCGAGAGAGAAACGAUAUGUCAAAGCUACAAUUAUGUAAUUGGGGAAAAGUCCUGUGAAUUGAACUCCCGAACCAAGGAAGCAAGGCCCGAGAAUUUUCAGCCAGAUGAUUUACGCUUUUACAUGGGACGCAUUAGUGGUAGAACCCCCUUAGGAUCUAUUCCCGAAUUACCAGCGUUAUCGUGCCAAGAGAUAAAAUUAAGUGAAGGUAAAGACAGCAUCAGUAAAAACUACUGGUUGGAUCCAACUAAUGUCGGGAGCUCAAAGUUGGUUUACUGCGACAUGAUUUUGGAAGACAUCGAUGAAUGUAAAGGCAGCAAUAACGUUUGUGACGAAAAUGCAAACUGCUCCAAUACUGUUGGGUUUUAUAAUUGCACCUGCAAAGAAGGAUUUAUUGGGGAUGGACGCUCGUGCUCAG
Pocillopora verrucosa is the source of this 586-nucleotide messenger RNA. NCBI's taxonomy places the organism in Eukaryota, Metazoa, Cnidaria, Anthozoa, Scleractinia, Pocilloporidae. The record is from RefSeq and is a predicted model, not a curated record.